Messenger RNA from Baudoinia panamericana UAMH 10762, 894 nucleotides. RefSeq lists its product as uncharacterized. The record is from RefSeq and is a predicted model, not a curated record. NCBI's taxonomy places the organism in Eukaryota, Fungi, Ascomycota, Dothideomycetes, Mycosphaerellales, Teratosphaeriaceae. The transcript has a single exon. The annotation marks the transcript as partial.
GAUGGCGAGUCUGGCGUCCUCACUUUACCUGAUGGACGACACCUUGGCUGUGUAACUUAUGGCGCAGAAAAAGGUCACCCCAUCUUCUACCUUCAUGGCUAUCCCGGCUCACGUCUCGGCGCUAGUGUCUGGCACGACACUGCUCGCAGCAUGGGCGUGAGCAUCUUCUCCAUGGACCGACCUGGCAUAGGCCUCAGUGAUCCGCAACCGAACCGGAGCUUCCUCUCUCACGCCCACGACAUCAAGGUGCUAGCGAAGUACCUAGGCUACGAAAAGUACCAUGUCAUCGGGACGUCGGGAGGCGGACCCUAUGCUCUCGCGUGCGCCCACUCUCAUUCCCCGUCGCAUCUACUUAGCACCACCAUAAUCUCCGGGGUCGGUCAGGCCGGUGUAGGCACGCACGCAAUGUCACGCGGCAGUCGCCUAGGCUUCUGGGCUCUUGAGAAUGCCCCUUGGGCCAUCCGCGUCAUGGGCGAACUGUGGAAGUGGCUCGUCGAGAAUCCUCGACUAACCGACGAUCGCAUCUUGAACUUCAUGCGGCAUCGUCAGAAACAACUCGUCGUACCGCAGGCCGACCGAGACGUCUUCGCAGACGAAGCCAUGAUGCGCAUGCUGCUCGCAUCCUGGCGGCAGCACUUCCGGCAAGGCACCGAUGCGUUUUUGCAGGACGGCAGACUGUACACGCAACCCAUGGGUUUUGACGUGGCACAGAUUCGCGGUCCGGUCAGACUUUGGUAUGGCAAGCUAGAUGUAAAUGUACCUGCGGUCAUUGGCGAGGAUUACGAGCGGAUUCUGAAGUCCGCCGGUGGCGAUGUGAAAUUGCAUUUGGAGCACGAAACGCAUCUCAGCCUAGGAAUGAAUUGCCGAAGGCGAGUCCUCGAAGACUUGCUAUUA